Cygnus atratus (black swan) is the source of this 2782-nucleotide messenger RNA. RefSeq names its product C-C motif chemokine 4 homolog. Gene Ontology annotation, molecular function: chemokine activity; CCR chemokine receptor binding. Lineage: Eukaryota; Metazoa; Chordata; Aves; Anseriformes; Anatidae. The transcript is spliced from 2 exons. Gene Ontology annotation, biological process: cellular response to type II interferon; positive regulation of ERK1 and ERK2 cascade; G protein-coupled receptor signaling pathway. The record is from RefSeq and is a predicted model, not a curated record. Gene Ontology annotation, cellular component: extracellular region. The coding region runs from base 2189 to 2701 and encodes 170 amino acids.
UUCAAAUAACCAAUGCAUACUUACAAAUAAUUGUUCUAAUGAAACCUGCUUUUAUCAGAACAUCUCUGCACCAUAAAUGGCAUUUCGCCUGCCUGCCCUACCCACGUCAUCUGCCUUGGGAGCAGGACAGGACCAGAUGGCUGUAGGUGGCGAAUCUCAAGACAUGACCCACGAAUGCUUGAAGGUACAAUCACAGGGAACAGCUCAAAGGCAAACCACGCUCUUACGUAUCUACAAGUUAUACUCCCCAAGCAACCAGACAGAAGAGCCAAGAAAGCUGAGGCUGGCUCAGAGCUGAUUUCUGGUCCAGAUGGCUUCUGGCUGAAUGUCAGCUUCCCUCCCCGUGCCUGGCCAGGCGCCCCAAGGCUCUCCCCUCAUCCUCCCAGGACUUUGAGGGCUCAGCACAUGGACGAGCAGAGGGGUUUGGGCUGGUGGGGGAGCCUGCAAGGUGCCUCUCUGCUUCACCAGCCUGGCCAGAUGGCAAAAGGAAGGCUGGGGAGGGGACCAGCUUGGCAUGGUGUAGCGAGGGAGGAGCUGAUGCUCUGUUUGGCAAGUGCCACAUUUGCUCCAUCUGCCCUCCACGCAGAAAAAGUGCUGCAGCCAUGCCAGGGCAAGGGGCAGGCAUCCCACCACCAUGGCUCUCUGCAGGCUCUGGGAACCACCUGGAGGGUGGGUCACCUCUGGGACCUCUCCCUCUCAGGCCUUGGACCACAUCAUCUCCCAGAAACCCCAUUCUGCUUGGAGGUCAAGCACCCUUCACAGACUGCACUGCCUCCCUUUUCACCAGCAGCAGCCAGUGGAAGGGCUGUGCACACCAUGCAACAUUGGAGUGAGGGUUGGAAAACACUGGGUUAUCUACAGAACUCACCCAAGUCGACAGCCAGGUGCCUUUUACAGAAACAUGGUGAGUCAGUGCCCAGCACUGCGGCAGGGGUGGUUCGGUUGGCUUGCUCUACUUUUUGUUAUAUUCUUUCAACAGACCUUCAGGAAGCAACUGUUGAAACAUCACUGAGUAUAUGAAAAUAAUGAAAUAGAGACAUUUCCCUGAAAUGCAGCCACCUCUCUGCUGAGAAGAGGCCAAAUUCUCUUUUCUUGACUGACAUCCUAGUUUAUGCUUGUGCCUUCACCCCUGUCUUGAGAGCUCCUGGUCUUUAGAACUGGUGACUUCUUCCUCACCCAGCUCCUGGAGCUCCUUCUGCUUCAUCUGCAGGGUCACAGUCAACAUCUCCAUACUUUUUUGGAUCUCUGCAUCUCCAGGCCCAUCAACAAUAGGCCUCACCUCACCUAUCAGUAGUCAAAGAAAUAUGUGUCUAACCUAAAUUGGUCAUUUAAGGUCUUCUUAUAGGACCUGGAGUGAGGCAGGCACCUCCAAGAGAUAAUAACCCAACUCAGCUCCCUUAAAACUGAGGAGAAAACUCAAGCACUUCAGCUUCUGGGACUCUUUUUUCCACCCUUACACCCACCACUACCUGCGUUGGUGCCUGCAGUGCUGUCACAGCUGCAGGGCAGCUACUGAGUCCCCUCAGACAACAUGAAGAACGUACAGCAGAGGGAGCCCACAGGUGACAGCCCCCAUCUUGUGCUGCUGUAGAAGGGAAACAGUUCAGGGUAGAAGAGAUCUCUCUCCCCUGUUUUCCUAAGAUGGCCUCAUCCCAUCUAUACUCUUCGUCCCAUUUGUGCAGUGCAGAGGCAGGAUGCACACUUGCCUCGAAGUCGCUGUUACGGGUUGGGUAAUACAGGCCUGUUGACAAUUGCGGGAACCUCCACAGGGGAACUUCUUACUAAGGGACAUGCAUGAAAGAAGCAGAAAUAGAUAUUGCAAUUGUUUCAUAUCCUGUGUCACUGGGGAGGCACUGAAUCAAGGGGACAGCUUCACGUUUCCGGGGCUGGGGCUACCACUUCGUUCCAUCACGAGACUGUGCUGCCAGCCGCUUCUCUGGGGGAAAUUCCACCACACCUACGCAAGCAACUGCCCGGACCUGCUUGCCCUAUAAAUUGGAGGGUAUCUGAAUGUCUCAGCAUCAAAGAGAAAAGAAGCUUUCAAGCUCCACUUGCCUGCUUCAGCUCCGGCCACAACUUCUGAGUUGACAUGAAGGUCUCUGUGGCUGCCCUGGCUGUUCUCAUCGCCGCCUUCUGCUACCAGACCUCUGCUGCACCAAGUAAGUCUGGACUCUAUGAAUCUCUCUAAAUGGGGACAGGGUCCUUUCUGCCAUCCCUUCCACCCUGGGUCCCUUCUUAUGUCAGAUCACCUUCUAGCGGCUGCUCCAUGGGUGCCAUUCAGCUGUGGGCAGGCACAGCCCAGAGCACAACAUGUGCAUGGUGUCAGAAACAGCUCAGGGUGAACCCAAAUGAGAAAGAAUUUAAGGAAGAAGGAAAAAGACCUUGCUUUUCUUAUUCCUUCUCCAUGUCCUCCCAGACCCGUGGGGACUCCAGUCCCAGCUCCCUGCCCCUGUUCCCCUGUCACUUGCCACUGCUCACGCCUGUCUUUGCCUUCACAGUUGGCUCUGACCCACCAACCUCCUGCUGUUUCACCUACAUCCAACGGGAGCUGCCCCGCAGCUUCGUGACUGACUACUAUGAGACCAACAGCCUGUGCUCCCAGCCGGGUGUCGUGUUCAUCACAAGGAAGGGACGUGAAGUCUGCGCCAACCCUGAGCACGACUGGGUCCAGAAGUACGUGACUGAGCUGGAACUGAACUGAAGCUUUGGAACAGGAUGCGCUGUGCCAGGACGAGCAAGCCAUGGACUCCGUCAGAAAUGUUCCGUGUCAUUUAGAGCUAGC